UCACUUGUAUAUCGUAUUCUGCAGGAUUGAUGUGAACAUAAAACAAAAAUGGCUGAACUAAAUAUAGAUUCAUUGUCUCGACUUACCGUUCCAGAGCUUCAACAAGAGCUUAAAAAGCGUGGUUUGAAAAAAAUAGGUGUUAAAACUAAACUUAUUCAAAGACUCUCGGAGUAUUUAAUCAAAUAUGGCACAGAAAUAGUUAUGGUAACUCCACAAAAUCAACCUAAUUGCUCAAGUGAAAAUCCAGAAACUUUAGAAGAGUCUGGUAUUGAAAAUAGUUUUAGUGAAGAAUUAGACUCCAGUCAUGCUAUAGAAGAAUUAGCCAACUCCAUUCAUAGAUCUCAGGAUUUUCAAGAUAAUGGCACUCGUAAAGUAAAUAUUGAUUCAGAAGUUAAUGAUGAGGCUAUAAAUAAUGAAACAAAUGAGAGAUUAGUUGAACUAGAUAACCAAGAAGAUAAUGGAUGGAACCAAGAAAAUAUUGACUGUGAUAAAGAAAGUUCAAUCACUAAUGUUCUCCAUAUGUCUGAAGAGCACUCUAAUGAUCCAACAAACAAUACCGAAGAGAUUGAUGAAGAAAUUGAUAAUAAAGAAGCACGUAACACAGAUCCUAGCCAAGAAUUUCAAUAUGAAGAAGAUAGUAUUGAAGUUGACCCAAAAUUAUUUAUUGAAGAAAAUAAUGAUUCUUCCAAAGUUGGAGACAAUGAAUUUCAAAAUCAAAAAACAGAAGAGAUUACAAAUGAAGCAUUAGUCGACGAAGGAGAAAUAGUUAGUGAAGAUGAUGAAGAAAAUGUAAAGAAGUUAAAACAGAAAACUGUCAAACCAGUGCCUCUGAAAAAACGUGUUUCGUUACAAGGUUCUGUUGAAAGUGUAGAGGAAAAAGCUGCAAAAAGAAAGCGCCGCUGGGGAUCAACAUCUAAAAAUAUAUCAGACCAAAAUUCUGAGUCAAUUAAAAAGUUAAUAACUGAAGAUAAAACCACAGUUCUUGUAUCAGAUGAUCAGCCAGAAUUGGAUUAUCAAGAAGAGGAUGAUCGUGAUACUGGAGCUUCGAAUGCUAAUAGAAGAAAAGUCAAAGUUGAAUCAGGAAAAAUUAUUUCUUUGGGAAAACGGACCAAUCCUGAAGUUCUAGUUGUUGAAGAUGCAGGUGAAUCUGCUCCAAAAUCUGUUGACAUUAUUUUUGCCAAACCGACUUAUGUAGAUGAAGAUAGUGAAAUGCAAGGAAAACGAGAUCGUUCUCCUAGCCCAGCUAGGAAUCCUGUAUCUUGUUAUAUUCAUAUAACUGGUUUAGUACGACCAUUUACUGUUAAUCAAUUAAAAGUUUUAAUAGGGAGAACAGGUACCAUAUCAGAAAAUGGUUUUUGGAUUAAUCAAGUCAAAUCACACUGUUAUGUUCAACUGUCCUCUGAGGAGCAAGCUGCAGCAACAAGAAAUGCUUUACAUGGAUUAAAGUGGCCGUCAGGAACACCAAAGGUCUUAAAAGUCGAUUUUGCAUUAAAUACACAGAUUUGGGAAGACACUCAAGGUUUAAUGGGAGGUAAGCCUAAAAUUGUUAUUGAAAUAGAAGAUAAAAAUGAAAAUAAAAAUGAGGAAAAAAUAGAAGACAAAAAAGUAAAAAAACAAAAAGAAGUAGAAAAAAAAGAUAGAACAAAAGAAACCAAACGAAAAGAUUCUGCUAACCGAAAAGAUAAAAAACGAGAAGAGAGUCCGGCAAAACUUUUAGAUGACUUGUUUAGAAAAACAAAAGCGACACCGUGUAUUUAUUGGCUGCCUCUAACGGAUGAGCAGAUAUUAAAUCGCGAGAAAAAAAUUCCAAUAGAGCACAAUGAAAACCCUAACAUUACAAAAACCUCUACUAAUAAAGAAAAUAAGACAUCUCGGCGAUCACGCUCUCUAAAUAGACCUGUUAGAGGUCGGAGAUAACAAAAUGAGUUACUAUUUAUUUAUUAAAAGUUGUUUAAAAACUUUUAUAAUUUUACUUUUAUAAAUAACAACGUUUUUAAGUUUGUAAAAGUGCUUCUAACGCGAUUGUAAAUUUUUAUUGAUAUUUUGUGAAAGUCAUAUUCGAUACUUCUAGUAACUACAAAGAUAAAAAAAAAACGAUUUUCUGAUUGUGGAACUUGAACGAAUGAUUUUUUCAAGUCAUUAAAUAUAUUUACAAAAAACUUGCCAAAAGUUAAGGAAGACAAUCUGUUUGGUGCGACGCUUUCUGCAUAUAAACAGUUUUAAAACAAAUUUUUUGUAAGCAUUUAUUAUUUAAAAUAUUGCAAUGAAUAACCAA
Hydra vulgaris (swiftwater hydra) is the source of this 2275-nucleotide messenger RNA. Its product is annotated as apoptotic chromatin condensation inducer in the nucleus. The record is from RefSeq and is a predicted model, not a curated record. Gene Ontology annotation, biological process: RNA splicing. Gene Ontology annotation, molecular function: RNA binding. NCBI's taxonomy places the organism in Eukaryota, Metazoa, Cnidaria, Hydrozoa, Anthoathecata, Hydridae. Gene Ontology annotation, cellular component: ASAP complex; precatalytic spliceosome.